AUGGGCUUCAUACGUGCAUUUAUAACAAGGAUAACAAGAACACAACUAGAAACGGCUAAAUUUGGUUUCUAUUUAUUAUCUCCUAUAUGUGUGAUGUAUUAUGUAGGGUUAGAUACUGAUAAGAAGUUUAAUUUACCAGGGUUUUGGCCUGAUCCUUCAACAUUAAAUCAAAUUCCCAAAGAACCUCAUGAAAUUCAAGCCGAAAUCGCUCGUAUUAAACGGGCCAGAUUAGAGAAAAGACAACGAUUAGAAGAAAAAGCAAGAGAAUUAGGUAUAUCCGAAGAAGAUUUUGAAGAAGAACAACAACAAGAAAUACUGGCUUAA
Molecule: messenger RNA, 324 nt
Organism: Candida dubliniensis CD36
Lineage: Eukaryota; Fungi; Ascomycota; Pichiomycetes; Serinales; Debaryomycetaceae
Gene: PET100
Product: Pet100p
Exons: 2
Coding region: 1-324 (107 amino acids)
Biological process (GO): mitochondrial respiratory chain complex IV assembly
Cellular component (GO): mitochondrion; mitochondrial inner membrane
Source: RefSeq, a predicted model, not a curated record